This is a messenger RNA of Lethenteron reissneri (Far Eastern brook lamprey), 6181 nucleotides long. It is a transcript of the gene NUDCD3, whose product is annotated as NudC domain containing 3. The record is from RefSeq and is a predicted model, not a curated record. NCBI's taxonomy places the organism in Eukaryota, Metazoa, Chordata, Hyperoartia, Petromyzontiformes, Petromyzontidae. Gene Ontology annotation, cellular component: cytoplasm. Gene Ontology annotation, biological process: protein folding.
CGUGCGGCACAGUUGGUGUUACAGUGAAAGCGAUUCGCUGUGAACUUCGGGCCCGCAGCCUGUGCCGUUCGUUAUUGUUCAUUAUCAUUCGCAAUUACUUAACAAUUAUCGAUUAUUACGACUCUCGCUGAUCAACAAGGCCUGUUUGACGACGUUCGUUGCGUUGGUGGUUUAUACACAUUUAACGGGAGCAAAUCUCGAGGAAGGUUCCAACACGCAGCCCGCUGCUGUGUCACUCGAUAUCACAACAAUCAAUAAUUACUAUAUCGAUUUAAUUGCCCAUAAUUAGGCAAUGGAGGGCGAGCCGAGGAUGACCCCGCUGUACGACCAGGCGCUGCUGGGCGUGCUGCAGCACGAGGAGAACAUCGAGGCGUUCCUGGACGUCAUCUUCGGCUUUCUCUACCGCCGCACCGACUUCUAUCGCCUCAUGCUGACCCAGGGCGACCGCCUCGGAUUCCCGCCCGGCGUGGCCGAACGCAUCGCCCAGCGGGCGUUCUUCAAGUUCCAGCGGUUGGCUGACAAGGACCACAAGCGGCGGUUGCAGAGUCUGCAGGAGAAGCUGGACCACAAGCUGGAGGUGGAGGCCGUGCAUGAGGUCGAGGUGUCGGGCGACCUGUCGGACAUGGUCGCACAUGUGGAGGAGGUGGAGAUCGUAUCGGAGGAACCUGGCUCCCAGCAUUCCCAGGAAGCAGAUGGCGAUCAAGCAUUAGAUGUCGGAGCAGAGCUGCCAGAAGCUGCCAUGCACUCGGAGGCUGGAAAUCCUCCGUGCCAUCCAGUGAGUGCCGCGCUGACACCUGUGGAGGCUGAGAAGACGGAAAAGGCUGAGAAGACGGAUAAGGCACUGGAAAAGAAAGCUCAGCUCUCCUUCCAAGACAGCCCCGACAGCUACAAUGGAGCUGUACGGGAAAAUUACGUCUGGUCGCAGGACUUCACCGACCUGGAGAUAAAGGUGUUUGUGCCGAAAACUGUUGUCAGGGGCAAACAGGUUUCGAUUGACAUUCAAAAGAACUCGCUGCGUGUGGCCAUCCGGGAACAAGCAGAAGAGGUGGUGCUGAUGGAGGGGAAAUUAACACACAACAUCAAUAUAGAAAGCUCCAUGUGGAGUCUGGAGCCGGGAAAAUGCAUACAGGUGAACCUGAGCAAAGUGGGUGAGUAUUGGUGGAACGCAGUGCUGGAGGGUGAGGAGCCAAUAGACAUCGACCGCAUUAACAAGGAGCGCUCCAUGGCAACGGUGGACGAGGAGGAGCACGCCGUGCUGGACCGCCUCACCUUCGACUACCAUCAGAAAAUGCACGGGAGGCCACAGAGCCAUGAGAUGAAAGUGCAUGAGAUGCUGAAAAAGGGCUGGGAUGCAGAAGGCUCUCCCUUCAAAGGCCAAAAGUUCGAGCCAGGAAUGUUCAAUGUCCCCCCCGAUGCCGUGCAGUUCUGAACAUGGGCAAGCACAAGACCCGUGCCACAGCGGCGGAUAUGGCGGCACUUCAUGCCCAUUGAAGCCAGCAUAGACACUUGGACCUGAGGGUGGACACACGGGAGCCUAAGGUGGACAGAUGGAGCCAAGGGUGGACUUGGUUGCCUAUUUGAUAUUUUAGGUGGCGUGGGCUAGCAAAAACUCAAUGAAACGACCCUUCUUCAAGAGAUGUUGGCUGCCAUUUGGAUGUAUGGCGUACGUUACAAAAUAGGAAUAUAGUUAAUUAAAUGCCGCUGAUGUUUAGCUCAAUUUCCUGUGAAUAUGAAAUAUGCUGCAGAUCGUUUCUUUAUCUUGAUGUUCGUGUAAAAAACAACGUUUUAAAUCGAUGUAUAUGGGAGAAUAGAUUUGUGGUAACAAAAAAUGUAGAGGGACAUGAUGGGGGUGAUUAACGAUACUGUGGUUAGUGCACUGCAUUAUCAAUCCGGCAACUUGAGUCAAUUUACUGGGCACAGCUAACAUCGGUGCUGAGUGAUAUCUGAACAGGUCAUGGGCCCCUGCUCAACAACCAGCACUGACCAAUAUAGUGAAGUUUGUUUGGUCUAACAUCUCCCAUGAUUGACAUGGCAUGGGAGUCCUUGAUCCAUCAGUGAAUUGAUGAAGUGCUUGGUGUUAUAGAGUAUUUUUUUAAACCAAUAGGAAUUAUCAUCCUGUGUAACGUAACCAGAUUGACAUUGGCAGUUUAUUCGUUUGUCUUUCGAUUCCAGUGCAAAUCCUACCAUUUUUGCAUCUUCAACUGAAACGCAGAAUGUUCUCUGACAGAGUUUGUCCCACAUUUCACAUUCAUGUUGUGUUGGGGAGACCAGGCACGUCCCUCCCAAAUGCUUCUCUGCAACAUUGUACGUGACACAACUUGAAACGUACAGCUUAACAUCCCUUCCUCCACUUUUGUGGCGCUUCAUUGUCUGAGGCUCUCCUGGGAGAGAUGUGUGGGAGAGGCAGCAUAUUAGCUGCCUUAUUUCGUAGCUUGAGUGAGGAAAAUGCUUUGGAUUUCAGUCACCGGUAAGGUUGUACUGCAUGCAAUGGAAGGAAACUGGAAAAAAAACUACUAAUUUUGAGUGUGGCCCUAGGUUUAUGGUUUUAUUCAUCAGCUAUAUGAGUGAGUGGGCUUUGGUUGUGUUGUAUCUGUGAGCCGAAGUUACUCAUAAAUGUUUUUUCGUGCAUGUGGGUAAGUACCUGCAUUAAAAAAAGUUGUAUGUUUUUUAUUAAACAUGCUCAUCAGAAUAUGGGGUUAGGUUUUAAUAGUAAAAUUAAAUUGGUGAUAGAAUACAUAAUUGUCAAUGUUUUAUAGGGAAAAAGCUGAUGCUUGCACCGAAAAUAAUAUAUUUGAUAAACAAAAACAAUUGCGAAAAAACGGUUUCAAAAGGAUCACCAUGGCCAGCAUAAACCAGUGGAUAAAUAGGAAAACUUGAUUUGUAACCUCCAGGGAAGAGAAGCAGAGGAAAGGGAAGGAAGAGAGUGGUUGUAGGCAACCAUGCUGGAGAACAGAAAAUGAUUAUUUCUCCUGUGUCAGGUAAUUUUACACCGUUUAAAUUUUUUAUAAGCCAUUUUCCACCAGACCUAAAUGCUAAUGUAGCGAUGAAACAGCUCUAUAUAAACGGAAUGGCGCUGUUAUAAAUUCUAAUUGGCCAAAGGUUUUCACUCAUGGCAUAAUUCAUGAUUUUAGUUUUCGAAAAAGGUGAGGUAUCUUAGAUUAUUGUAACAUCCUUACAAAGAGAAAUACACAGAUUAUGUGGGGUUUCUGUUUGCUCCACUCAUCUUUAUUUUCCCGGAAACAACUGAAAUAAAAAUGUGUUGCGUCUAAACCCACCAGAUCUUACGAUGCUUUCCAAAAGCAUGGGAAGAAGGUGGCGGGUGGGUGAAUGAAGUUUAAGUUUCAAGUUUAUUUUGUUCAAGUAGGUAAAAACUCAAGAAACCAGGUUAGUCUCAUUUGCAAGCGUCACCUGGGUCACCAAAACGACAAAAGCUAAAUAAUCUCAUUAAGAAUAAAAAAUAUUGCAGACGUAUAGCAAUGAUAAAUCAAAGCUAAAUAUGAAAUAAACCGCAGCUCAAAUCGACUCGGAUUAUCUCAAGGAUUGGAGGGGGGUGGGGGUCAAGGCAAGUAACCAUGGGAGAGAGUCGAGAUGUCAACGCCACGACAUAGCCCGGGGUCGAGCAAACGCAGCAACCACAUGGGCAGCCAGGGCAGCUUCAGAAAAUGCGGAGACCCAUGAUCAUUGAGUCUGCAUGGACCGCGUGUACCAUGAACAAUGGGUAAUGGGGGCGGUCUGCCUAGAAUCGAUAGCCCUUGAGCAUUAGCCCAAGAAUAACAACUUUACCACCCACGGUGGCAAAUGAUUUUAUUGAAGCAUAUCUCUAGAUCACAAAUACAUGGCAAGGUCGCCGUGGUAGCAGUUUAUGAGAACAAUUUCGUUGAAGUGAAUCCCAUUAUAUUUCACUACCAAUUUGGGAAUACAGUCAUGUAAUACAACACUUCUACGGAAUAUGGAAAUAAAUUGGAAGUUUGCGUUUAUAAAACCGAUGGGACACGCCAAGGGUUCUGCUCGUGUUGAAUAACGUCACGGGAAGACAUCUCGCAGCACUAAAAUAGGAAAUAAUUACACGUAAAUGCAUUUAAUUGAGUCGUGUAUUUUUAAGCAGCUCACUCAAAACCGAGACUUAAUGUCCCUGGAAAAUGCACGAUUCCCAGAACAGCUACCUCGUGAAGAGGAAGAUCCGGGACAGGUUGGGAGGCCUCGUUGAGGAGCGACCACACGCCGUAUGGACCUGGACACUCAAUCUCCCUGUACAAGAAUACGGCUAAACCGUUUGAGUUGACAGGUUUGUAAUGUUCUUGGUUCUUUCGGUAAAGUCACGUAGAAUGGAAAUAGUAAAAAUUAAACGUAAUAAAAUUACUUUAUUAUUACAUAAUAAAAUAAUAAAAAUAAAGCAUAAUAAAAUAAUUUUAUGUAAUAAUAAAAUAAAUUGAUUAUGUUAUAAUAAAAUAAUUUUAUUAUGUUUUUUUUUAUUACUUUGUUAUUUCCAUUCUACGUGACUUUACCGAAAGAACCAAGAAGAUGAAUCCCUGCAGUCACGAAAGCUUUAAAUCGAAAGGUAUGUAAUAGUGAUUAGUGCCCUCGUGAAUUGUGACCGUCCUUGCCUCCCUCCAAAUAUCCCUUUUAUGCAAUCGGUGCUUUAGCACCUCACAUCUUAUUUUCAUAAUCAAUACAGUUCAGUUUCGGUACAAGUGUUCCAGUUGUGUGGAUUAGUCUUAUGCAAAAGAUUGUAGAAGAAAAACCUUCACAGUUUCACUGCUUUUUAGUGUCUUGUGUGAAUGACCCCUUUUGCGGAGUUUGAAUACAAUUAUUAUUUUGCAUUCGUGAGAUGUUUUUUUUCUAAAUUCCAUGAAUAACUUUAGUGGAAUCCUCUAAAGUGUUUGACUGCAAUACAUGGUAAAAGGUUGAACAAGAGAAAGUGAAUCUAAUAGUUAUUGAAAUUGCGUAAGAUUCACUUUCUAGUGGCUAUAACAAAUACUUAGCAUAAAUAGGCUGAUUGCUAUCGAGGCUACUUUAUCAAGUUCGCAUCUCGGAUAUCCACUAGAGAUUUGCAAAACUGCAACCGUCAAAGGCUGUGGGUUGGACAGGAUUAGAGUCGGAGGGUGCCGACAUUUCACAUUAGAAGACGCCCACGAGGGAGGUGCAAAACAAGCCGUUUUGGGUAAUGUGCUUCAUCAGGGAAGCCAUUUCACCGUCACUACGAUACCAUAUUAAUCGCAAUUACAUCUAGUUAUUCCUGUGGGGGUAAUGGUUAGUACACGGCGCUUGAAUUUAGAGGUUGCUGGCUUCAUCUCUCAGCGUGACAGCUGAAACAAUGAAGCAGGUUUUUACCCCCCCCCCCCUACACCUCUGUUCACUCAGUAUAAAUGUGUGGUAGGACAAAGUGUGGAUACUCCCAAACUCAUGGCCAUCAUGGAAGAGUAGGCCAACAUACCCCCUAUAGGGCUUGUCGUGGAGGGAGGCUUUUCUGUCGGUGAUGUGGGCAAGAAUUGCAGGGCAGCUCCUUUACCAUAUUAUUGUGAAUCUGUAAAUGAAGGACAAACAUGGUUGUUUUUUUAAUGCAAUUCUCGUUGCCGUCUUCAUCUUUUGUUUUGCUUCUCUGGUAUAUUUACUCUCGCUGUCUGCUAUUCGUGUGCUCUCUCUACGAGUACUCUUUCUGUUCACUGCCCUGUGUUCUAUUUUCACUGCUCUCUCCUCUCACAGUGGUCUAACACUGCUACUUUUCUGCUGGAUAGCUAGUUACGGCUUACUAUUUUAGCUUAAAAUUACACCUGAACACCGUGGUCUGUCAGCCAGCUUAUGGCUUUUCAUGAUUUAAAUUGCAGCUUGACUUGAUGCUUUGAAACAUUAUUUUAAGAUUUGCAAGCCAUAAAUGAAGAUUUGAAUUUGGAUUAGGGGGGCAUGCCCUUUGCGGUAGCAACACAGUUGGCGGAUCACAAACUUCCUUUCGCUUCCACUGACAGAACUGUGAAACACAUUGAGUUUGCGUUCACCUCAUGGAUAUCAGGGCAAUUAAAAUGUUUUAACCAGUAUUUGGUGUCGCACAAACCCAAAUAACAUCAGACAUGAGAGUUGCACCCAUUGUCGAUAUUUCAUCUGAUACAUAUGCAAGAGUAGGGGCGUUUGUUUUUGUGUGUGCAUGUAAUAAAACCAAUAAAACAUGUCAACAUAAAGAGAUACA